Messenger RNA from Tripterygium wilfordii, 4293 nucleotides. RefSeq lists its product as uncharacterized. Bases 1 to 4293 code for a protein of 1430 amino acids. NCBI's taxonomy places the organism in Eukaryota, Viridiplantae, Streptophyta, Magnoliopsida, Celastrales, Celastraceae. The record is from RefSeq and is a predicted model, not a curated record. Gene Ontology annotation, biological process: DNA integration. The transcript is spliced from 9 exons. Gene Ontology annotation, molecular function: nucleic acid binding.
AUGCACACUCGAAGUUCUCAAGGAAAGGACCUUGUUUACAAUCCAGAGAUUGAACGCACUGCUCGUCUACAUCCAUCUACAUAUAGCAUAUCUCCUCAAUUGAUCAAUUCUGUACCACACUUUUAUGGAAAGUCGAUGGAGGAUCCGAACAUGCACCUUCGGGAAUUCUAUGAUCUGUGUAGGACACAGAACAUGCAACACCUAAAUGCAGAGGGACUCAGCAUGAUCUAUUACCACAUGGGAUCAGCUGGCUACCAAGUUCAUCACAAAGUAUUUCCCUGCUCAGAAAAGAAGGCAAUUGAGAAAGGAGGCUUGAACGAUGCCAACAAAGUCUUAGUGGACUCAGCAUGUGGGGGAGCUUUCAUGAAUAAAACAAGUAAUGAGGCUUUUCAAAUAUUUGAGACCUUAAGUGAAAAUUCUCAGCAAUUCUCUAUUGGAGGAAGACAAGGAUCAAGGAGUAGGAGUGUUUAUGAAGUAAAUGUUCGAAAUGGAUCUUCCUCGCAAAUAACAGCUAUUGAAAAUAAAUUAGACAUGCUGAUGAAGACCAUACUCCCAAUAAGACAAGCUACUCAAAGUGAGGUAUGUGCUAAAUGUUUCAAUAUUGAUCAUACAACUGAAACUUGUCACAUGUAUUCUACAGAGCUGGAACAAGCUAACUAUGCGGCACAAAGGUCAAGGUAUAACCCUUACUCCAAUACUUAUAAUCCGGGUUGGCAUGACCAUCCAAACUUAAGAUGGAGUAACAAUGACAAUGUCCAACAAGCAAUUACUGCACCUCAAGGCUCGAGCCAAGGACAAAUAGCUCAAGCUAUGAAUCCUCCAGCACUUUUGCAACGUGCACCUAGUAAGUCACUUGAAGAUUUGGUUAUGACGAUGGUUGAUAGCACUAAUUCCUUUAUACAGAAAGCGGAUAGUCGUUUCCAAAAGCAAGAUAAGGCUAUAGAGAACCUUGAGAGACAAAUGAGUCAAGUUGUGACUGUUCUUUCUCAAAGGGAACCGGGUAAACUGCCUAGCCAAACCGAAAUUAAUCCUAAAGGAGUAAACCCUGAACAAGCAGUAGCUGUGACUUUGAGGAGUGGAAAGCACGUUCUGGACAAGCCAAUGUUGAAUAACAAAGGAAAGAAUGAUGUGGUAGAGAAGGAGGACAAAAGAGACACAAUUUUUGGGCAAAAGGAGAUGGAAAAAAAUAUUGAGGAGAAGCAAACAACCGACCAUCAGAUUCCCAAGUAUGUGAAAUUUCUUAAAGAGCUUUGCACUAACAAGAGGAGAUUUGAAGAACAUGAAACAGUAGCUCUGAGUGAAGAGGUGUCAGCUAUGCUCCAACGUAAACUACCUCCCAAAUUGAAAGACCAUGGAAGCUUUACCAUACCGUGUACCAUCGGUGAAAAAAGGUUUGAAAAAGCCUUACUUGAUUUAGGUGCUUCUAUAAAUUUAAUGCCUUUUUCUGUUUAUGAAGCACUUGAUCUAGGUGAGCUCCAAGAGACUAGUGUGGCUAUUCAACUUGCGGAUAGAUCACUUAGACGACCAAGAGGUUUGUUGGAAGAUGUUUUGGUACGUGUGAAUGAAUUGAUCUUUCCGGCCGACUUCUUUGUGUUGGAGAUGGAAGAAGCUGUUAUGCCAGUCUCCUUACCCCUCAUACUUGGCCGGCCCUUCAUGAGAACUGCGCGUACCAAGAUUGAUGUCUAUGAAGGAACCUUGUCCAUGGAAAUUCAAGGAGAAAAAAUUGGCUUUAGAAUUUUUGAAGCAAUGAGGUAUCCUUGUGAUGAUCAAUCUUGUUUUUCCAUUGAUACUUUUGAUUAUUUGGUGCAGGAUACAUUCGAUACAAGCAUGGGUGAUGACUCUUUAAAAACUGUGCUGGAAUUGGGUUUGUUACCAUGCCAACAAUCAGCCAUCACAAUGACAAACCAAGAAGCUAUUUGGUGUGAAGAAUUGGAGAGUUCAGUGGCUGCCCUUGAAGCUUUGCCACAGAUACAAGCUAACCUUUCGGUAGAGGAUGAAGAUAAGCUGAUUCGAGUUCUCAGAGAGCAUAGAACAGUAAUUGGCUGGAGUAUAGCAGAUAUCAAGGGCAUAAGCCCAACCACAUGCAUGCAUAGAAUACUUCUUGAGGAAGGAUCAAAACCUACAAGAGAAUCCCAACGUCGAUUGAACCCUCCUAUGAUGGAAGUGGUAAAGAAAGAAGUUCUCAAACUUCUUGAUGCCGGUAUGAUAUACCCUAUCUCUGAUAGUAAAUGGGUGAGUCCUGUACAAGUUGUGCCCAAACGAUCUGGAAUAACAGUUGUGAAGAACAAGGACAAUGAACUAGUGCCUCAACGUUUGCAAACGGGCUGGAGAGUGUGCAUCGACUAUCGCAAGCUCAACAAUACUACUCGUAAGGAUCACUUUCCUUUACCUUUUAUUGAUCAGAUGCUUGAGCGUCUUGCAGGUCAUGCAUAUUAUUGUUUCUUGGAUGGCUACUUGGGCUACAACCAAAUUGUCAUAGCUCCGGAAGAUCAAGAGAAGACGACAUUCACUUGUCCCUUCGGAACAUUUGCAUAUAGGAGGAUGCCUUUCGUUUUCGGUAAUUCUUUUGACCAUUGUCUUCAUAAUUUGUCACUUGUUUUAAAACAUUGUCAAGAAACUCACCUUGUACUUAAUUGGGAGAAGUGUCACUUCAUGGUAACACAAGGCAUAGUUUUAGGCCAUAUUAUAUCUCCUAGGGGUAUUGAAGUUGAUAAAGCAAAGAUAGAUCUUGUUUCUAUCGGCGCUUCAUCAAGAAUUUCUCAAAGAUUACAAGGCCUCUUUGCCGCCUACUCCAAAAAGAAGUGGAAUUUGAGUUCAAUGAAGAAUGCAAAGUGGCGUUUGACCAGCUUAAGGGAAUGCACUAAAGUGAUUGUUUUUUCUGAUCAUGCAGCAUUAAAAUAUCUUCUCACAAAAAAGGAUGCUAAGCCCAGACUAAUUCGAUGGAUGCUCUUGCUUCAAGAGUUUGAUAUUGAAAUCAAAGACAAGAAGGGGUGUGAGAAUGUUGUGGCGGAUCAUCUCAGCCGCAUGACACAUACUCAAACUUGGGAAGGUGAGGUUUUACCCUUACAAGAACAAUUUUCUGAUGAACAAAUCUUUGCUAUGCAGGUUGCGGAUCCUUGGUAUGCGGAUAUCAUCAAUUAUGUUGUUACCAAGAAGAUUUCGGCGGACUUCACUAGAGCACAAAAGGAUAGACUUGUCACGAUGGCAAAGUACUAUGUGUGGGAUGAUCCAUAUUUAUGGAAGCAAUGCCCGGAUCAAGUGAUAAGAAGGUGUGUACCCGAAAGUGAGUUUGAUUCUAUUUUAACUUUUUGUCACUCUUAUGCAUGUGGAGGCCACUAUGGAGCUAAGAGGAAAGCUCUUAAAGUACUUGAGAGUGGUUUGUAUUGGCCAUCAUUGUUCAAGGAUGCAUAUCAUUUUUGUAAGACUUGUGAUCAUUGUCAAAGGACAGGUAAUAUUGGCCCAAGAAAUCAAAUGCCACUAAACCCAUUCAAUAUUGUUGAAAUCUUUGAUGUUUGGGGCAUUGAUUUCAUGGGUCCAUUUCCUUUUUCUCAUGGAUUCCUUUAUGUACUUCUCGCUGUAGAUUAUGUUUCUAAGUGGGUGGAGGCACAGGCCACUCGGACUAAUGAUUCUAAAGUUGUUCUCAGUUUUCUUCGAGCUAAAAUCUUUUCAAGGUUUGGUACGCCUCGAGCUAUUGUCAGCGAUGGAGGCACUCAUUUUUGUAACAGAUCCUUUGAAGCUUUGUUGAAGAAGUAUAAUAUCACUCACAAAGUGUCUACACCAUACCACCCUCAAACGAAUGGUCAAGCAGAAGUUUCGAAUAGAGAGAUUAAACACAUUCUAGAAAGAACCGUCAAUACAAACCGAAAAGAUUGGAGUGAUAGGUUGGACGAUGCUUUAUGGGCAUAUAGAACUGCCUACAAGACCCCCAUUGGCAUGAGUCCUUUUCGGUUAUUAUAUGGGAAGUCAUGCCAUCUUCCGGUGGAGCUUGAACACCGUGCUUAUUGGGCCGUCAAGAAGUUCAAUUUGCAUAUGAGGUUGGCGGGUGAUCAUAGACGUCUUCAGUUGAACGAACUUGAUGAGUUAAGGACUGAAGCAUAUGAGAAUUUUCAAAUUUACACGGAGAAGACAAAGGCGUUUCAUGAUAAGCUAAUUGCCACGAAGACUUUUGAAGUUGAAUCCAAAAUAGGGAGCAUUUUUAAGGUGAAUGGGCAUCGGCUUAAGCCAUACCUUGAGUUGGUCACAGAGCGAUUGGUGGAGAAUGUACCUCUCCACGACCCUGAUGUUAGUGCAUGA